ACUCCAGGGGCUUCAGGGUUGUAAUCCUGACAGUGGUACCGGUAAUACUGGAAUACGGUAACUAAAAGCGCCUAGCAAUCGGCUUACUGCGCCCCUGCACAGGCCGAGCACUCGUUGUCACGCUACGCAUCUCCCAAUCAUCCGUCUCCCGUAAUAAACUAAUAAACCCUCCCAUCAGUCCAUACUCCAUCCCAACCGCUAUCCUUCAAAUCCACCUCGCCAUCAUCAAUUUCAAUCUUCAUCUCCCUCCGUCCCCCCUCUCCUCUGCUUCCGUCACCUCCUCUAUCGUCACCGUCAACUCGACGUUGAUCGACCCACAUUCCUUUCAUAGCUGCCAUUUUACCCAUCCUGCGAGUUCACCCACCAUUUUGUUUCGUUUCGGUCGAACGACGUCGGCAUCAUGGUCGAGUCGUCGCGGAAGGCCACCAUGGGUGGCGUCCCGCUGAAAUACAUAUCUCUUGUGACGCUUACGGUUCAGAAUUCUGCCCUCAUUCUGAUCAUGAGAUACUCCCGAGUAAUGCCUCUCGUGGACGGUAAACGAUAUUCCGCGUCAACCGCUGUGUUCCUGAACGAGGUCAUCAAACUCACCCUAUCCCUUGCGAUGGUCGCAUACGAAACCUCGAACUCCGCAUCUGUCACCUCGACUCCCUUCUCCUUCACACACACCUUCUUCUCCUCGCUGUCGACCGGCGAUAGCUGGAAAUUGGCCAUCCCCGCCGUCCUCUAUACGGUCCAAAACACUCUGCAAUAUGUCGCCGUCAGCAAUCUGGACGCCGCGACGUUCCAGGUCACCUACCAGCUGAAGAUCCUCACCACAGCCUUGUUCAGCGUCAUUAUGCUCCGCAGGUCGCUCUCAAUUCGAAAAUGGAUAUCGCUGGUGCUGCUCAUGGUCGGGGUUGCCAUCGUGCAGAUGCCCGUGCCGGAGAACAUGGUGCCCCAAAAGCAUGCACGGGGCGGCAUCGAGCAAAGCGAGCAUGCGCAAGGCAGCGCCACGAUUGGGUUGGUGGCCGUCAUGAUCGCCUGCGCCAUCUCCGGCCUGGCAGGCGUGUACUUCGAGAAAGUCCUCAAAGAGAGCAACAAGAACGCGUCGCUCUGGGUGCGGAACGUGCAACUGUCCUUCUACUCGCUGUUCCCUGCAUUUAUUUUCGGCGUUAUUUUGAAGGAGGGUCGCGAGAUCCAACGGGAUGGGUUUUUCGCGGGCUACAACUGGGUGGUCUGGCUAGCCAUCACCUUCCAAGCCCUCGGCGGGCUCAUCGUGGCGUUGGUGGUCAACUAUGCCGACAAUAUUGCGAAGAACUUCGCGACCAGUUUGAGUAUUGUCAUUAGCUUCGUGGCAAGCGUUUACUUCUUUGGGCUCACGAUCACCAUUAAUUAUGUGAUCGGUACCGCCGUCGUACUAUAUGCGACCUACCUCUAUAGCAGCCCUGACCGGAGACCUUCAUCGAACCCUAUCAUCGAAGAAGAGGAGGGCCGAAAUCACGAGGAGUCCACCACAUUGUUUAAUAGCGACCAUCGUUCACAAUCAUCCAUGGACGGCUCGAGCUCCGAAUAUGAAAAGGAGUCGAGGCGCGACACGUCAGGAAGCCCCGAGCGAAUACCUCUACGAGCUAGCAACGAAUACGACCAGCGCGACAAGCGCGAAUCAUGA
Eremomyces bilateralis CBS 781.70 is the source of this 1648-nucleotide messenger RNA. Its product is annotated as nucleotide-sugar transporter. Gene Ontology annotation, biological process: pyrimidine nucleotide-sugar transmembrane transport. The record is from RefSeq and is a predicted model, not a curated record. Gene Ontology annotation, molecular function: UDP-galactose transmembrane transporter activity. Lineage: Eukaryota; Fungi; Ascomycota; Dothideomycetes; Eremomycetales; Eremomycetaceae. The transcript has 4 exons. The coding region runs from base 401 to 1648 and encodes 415 amino acids. Gene Ontology annotation, cellular component: Golgi membrane.